AUGAGCCGAUCAGAUACAGCACGAAUGUUCCUGGACCAAGCUGCUGAGUUGAGCAUCGACGGCCAGCGCUUUCUUCGAGCUGUCACGAGUGGUUCUGGCGGCCACCGUCUUAGGCACGGUGAGUUCCGUUACCCUCCUCCGCACUUUUCGACGGCCGACCAGAUUCGUGUGGGCCACGCUUUCGAUGAAGCCAUGCAGGGCCACGACGGAGUCGCUGAGAAGCUGUGGGCCGGCCUCGGUCUCCGUGGGACAAGCGCGCCUAGAGCGUACGGUCCCCGUGGAUGUCGAGGACGGAAGUCAUGGGGGACCGGAGCUACUGAAGGACAGUGUAUCUUCGCGGUGAGGCGGUGGGGUGAGCGGUACCGCCUCGCUGUCGUGGUGUACAAAAUCGUGGACGAUGAUUGCGAAACGGUGCCUGACGGCGGGAACGAGGACCAUGGAGGACGAAGUGCGGGCCGCAAGGAAGAAGGAAAGAGCACGCGCGACGAGCUACGGGCGGCUAGAGAAGGCCGGUUGGAGAUGACGGGUGGCGUCAAAGACGCGGUCAAGGUAGAAGGAGAGGUGAAAACGGAGCCGGCGCCCGGUACGGAGGCGGUGUCGCCGGACCCGGAUGAGGUACCCCUGGUAGAGGAGGGCGUUCCUCUUGGGGACGACUACCAACUUGCCUAUGAGCACGGCAGCUGGGAAGUGUUCGGCCAGUACGAGGAGGACGAGCCUUCCGUCGAGAAUUGGGAACCGGCCAAGAAGAAGAGCCCCAGUGGAUUCAUUCCGCAGUACACUGGAACCGAGGAGCGCCGCUGGGACCGGCCGGCGUUUGACUGGAGCUGGACGUCCAAGGGGUUCGCACCCUCGGACAACACGGUGUUCGCGUACACGGCGUCCGUGCCCCAACAGCCUUACGAGGCUCCGCCUGUCGCUGUUAAGAAGACGAUCGCUGCCAAUCCGGUGGCCCCUUACAGAACCACGGGACCGAGCGUGCCUGGGACGGGUACUGCUCGGACGGCUACUGCUGCUACGGGAGGUCAGAAUAACGCGGCGACCCGGACGCAUCCUGCUCCGCCUGGAAUACGUAGGACUGGUCCGCGCCCUGCUUGGUCGGGACUAGUAGGGAGCGCCCCGGGCGUUCCGCCGCGUUCGGCAGUGGUGCCGCGAGGUCCGCAGGCCCCUCCGCGUGCUGGUGUUCGACCACCGGUCCGGGCCCUGCCUGGGCCGUCACGCCUGCCGAGGCGUGAAGACUGGACCACGAAGAUGUCGACUGUGAUGAAGGUGCUGCCGAUGCUCUACUCGGACACGGCUACGGUGGAGAAGGCGCGCGACUUCUGGGAGCUGUUCGAGGACCACACUGACCGGUUGCCAGACAGAGAGCGACUGUUGGUUUUCCGACAGAAGCUGAAGGGACGUGAGGCCGAAAGAUGGUGGAGCAACUCCAGCAUCAAGUCGUUCGCGACGCUGAAGCUGUUCCGUCGUGGCCUGAAGAACAAGAGGAUGCUGGCUGCUCUAGAUUCAAGCCCGGCUCGAGAUAUUCCGGAGGCGUGCGAGUGGCUAAUGUUUAAGGACAUGCAUCGUCCUGUGGAGGAAGACGACGAAUUUCCUGACGAGUCGCGGGCGAGGACUGAUAGUCACACGGCGACUGUGAACGCUCUAACCCAGAAGCUGGACGACUUCCUGUUGCAGCAGCAGGAAUGGCAACACCAGGUGAUGGAAGAUUUGCCGUCCGUGCCGCCGGCUGCGGUGCCUACUGUAUCGGCGGUGGUGCCGAGCUCCGGAGGCCACGGACAGCUCCCUCCCGCUGGUGGAGCUGGUCCGUUCGGAGGUAAUCGUGCCCGUCGAGGCAUCAAGAUGGCGGAGGAUUCCCACACGCAAGAAGGAGAACCUGUCUGUGGCCGAUGCGACUACAAGGGUCACACUCGCGUGACGUGUUCGCGCCACCCGAUGACUUACCGACGGUGUAACCACUACGGUCAUAUUGUGGCUGAGUGUGAGAUGCCGUAUACCGGGGCCCGUGGCCCGCCUAGCGGUGGAAACGGAGGAGGAAACUCGACGAUGCGGUGUUUCUACUGCCACCAGAUCGGUCAUAGUGUCUCUCAGUGUCCCGAGAUCGCUACUCUGAAGGGAUUGGCCACGACUCUGAAGGCGUCGACGGCCGAAGCUUCUCGUCAAUGCCGGGAGCGUGAGGGAGGGGAAGAACGAGUCACUCCUUCCUCUGGUCAAGUGGAUGACUCGAGUGGCGGCCGAGUGAAGGAUGGAGGAGACAAGGCCGUUACAGUGGACGUUGAUGGAGAGGUAGCAGUGACGGGGAAAGAGGACAGCGCGGUGGCUGUUGUGCUGCAGAAAGAGAAGAAGACGAAGGAAAAGGAGAAAAAGUCGAAGGAAAAGAGGGUUAUCCGGAUAGUAGGCACGGAAGAAGAGGGAAACCUUGUGGUGGUGAACGACGCCCCGGAACGGUGUGAGAAGGUAGCCAUGGAUCUAUCCAAGGUGGCUUCUACGGUGGGAACUACCGUCGCUGUCGACGGCGUCACGGUUCCUGUGGAGAGUCUGCCUGUGGGGCAGAAGACGCGGCCGGAACGAAGGAUGCGUGCGGAAGGGGUAAGCAGUGCUGAUGGACCUAGCGCCGCUGUGACGUACAGGAACAAGGAGGCUGACACGGACGAGGAUGCCAAACCGAGCAAGGAGAUCGAGCAAACUGAAACUGGCUGUAUCUUCACGGAUGCGGAACUGGACGCCAUGGAGGAGUGUGAGCCCGGCCAAGAGGCUACGGUUUUAGCUGGCACGAAAGUUAAUACGGAAAGUGAAGAAUAUGACAAGGAGUUAGAAGACCGUUUGUACCCGUUGGACGAAGCCGUUGUAUUGGAGCGUGUGCGGCUAAACACUGAGGCCGUAAGGGAUCCUUCGAUAGCGGAGUUGUCUCGGUUGUUGAACAUCUCGCCCGAGGUCUUGGAGCGAACUCGCCGUGCCUUCCCUGGAGAGCUUGCAUCGCCGGAGCACUGGCAAGACUGGUUCCGGAAGACGUUGGAGACGACCGAGGAGGCCAAGCGGGCCAAUCGAGACUUCAAGACGCCCGUAGUAAAUGCUGUGCGUACGGUUAUUACUACCCUAAGAAGGUCGUCGCCGUCGGAGAAGCUGAACGAGGGCCGUGAGACUCCCCGACGAGUGGAGGAUCGAGGUGAGGACGACGUCUGUGCCAACAUCCUGUUGCCCGCCGUCGAAACUGAUGCUGGAGGAGAAGACGGAAGACUUUCACGCCCUGGUGACAGUUCUCCGGUAGUUGAUCGUCGAGGCAGCGGCCCGGCGGAUGGAUGUCUCUACGCUCUUCGAGCCAACGGCUGGGUUGUGCGAGCUGCUGUUCUAUCCCAAGGACGAAGACGACGCCUCCCACUACGUGGAGGUGGUGCGGCCGUCACCGAGGGUCGUUACGAGGUGCCGAAGACCGGCUUGGUGGAAGUAGUUACCGUGGAGCUGCCUGGUGGGUUUGGCGUCUCCCACGUGACGGAAGAGCCGAUGUCCAUGUCGUGGUCGAGGAUGGCCGGCAAGUCGUGUGCGCCGUUGAAAUCUUUGAGGCACUCUCGAGUGGCUGACAAGUUGCACGUCGACGCCAUUUUGGGGGUGGACGCCUUGGGUGCUUUUGGGGCGGUGAUCGAUGUCGGCGAACGAAGGAUGACGCUCAAGGGUACCGGUGAGGAGCUACCGCUCGGGUACACGGUGGUGCAGGACGCCUACAUGGCUCAGAUGGCCGCCUCGAUACGCCUGCCUCCGCUAGGACAAGCUCUAGUGAUGGCCAACGUCGUCGGCGACGCUGCUGACAAGACUACGGUCCUGGUGGAAAGCACUGUUGGUCUCUCGCCUACUCUGUGUGUCGCGCGGACCUUGUGCAUGGUGGAAAACGGCCAGGUCCUAGUCGAGGUGUGCAAUGCGUCGUCCGACGUGAGUUGGGUCAAGAAGGGCUCCACGGUCGCUUGCGUGUCCGUGAUUCCCGAGUCGGCGUUUGGCCCUCUUUCGCCUUCCGUGCCUACCGGCGCGGCGGUCGAGUCGACGGAGUCCCAAGAAGCGAAGGCGUCGUCGGCCUCGGGGAACGUUGAGUUAGUGGAGCUCGAGAAGAUCGAGAGCCCCGAGCCGACGGUGCCGCCCGACAAGGAAGAGAAGGGCGAGGCGGGUUCUCACAGUCCAAGUUGA
This is a messenger RNA of Phytophthora infestans T30-4, 4170 nucleotides long. RefSeq lists its product as uncharacterized. NCBI's taxonomy places the organism in Eukaryota, Oomycota, Peronosporomycetes, Peronosporales, Peronosporaceae. The record is from RefSeq and is a predicted model, not a curated record. Gene Ontology annotation, molecular function: nucleic acid binding; zinc ion binding. The transcript is spliced from 6 exons. The coding region runs from base 1 to 4170 and encodes 1389 amino acids.